Molecule: messenger RNA, 1731 nt
Organism: Alternaria atra
Lineage: Eukaryota; Fungi; Ascomycota; Dothideomycetes; Pleosporales; Pleosporaceae
Exons: 3
Coding region: 1-1731 (576 amino acids)
Biological process (GO): adenosine catabolic process; inosine biosynthetic process
Molecular function (GO): adenosine deaminase activity
Source: RefSeq, a predicted model, not a curated record
AUGGCGACCAACGACGCUGCAAACGACGAUGAGUGGGCGCAGGCCGAGGGUGUCCCUAGUCUUACCGACCCUUUCAUCCAACAGUAUCUCCAAGGCCGAGAUGCACUGGUACAGCAAGAGAAGAGACAACGAAGUGACUAUCUUUUCCGCCAAAACCUAUCGCCUAUGGCACAGGAAGCAUGCGCCAUCGUCUCUCAGAUCCGAUUCGAGGAGCAACAAACACUAUGGACAAAAGAGUACGAGGACAGCCUAUUAACUGACCAUGUCGACGUCUUUCCGGGAAUGAUGUUCUCACUUGCCAAGGAGCGUAUGGAGAAGAGCAAGUUAUGGCAGAUUGUCAAGAAGAUGCCCAAGGGCGCACUCCUGCACUGCCAUUUGGAAGCCAUGGUCGAUCUAGACUGGGCGCUUGAAGAGGCUUUCAAUACUGAGGGUGUAUGUGUGGUCGCUGAUGGCCCAAUCACCGACGACCAGACCAGGCGCAAAACCGGCUUCUCUUUCGUUUACUCCAAAGACGCGAAAAGCGAGGCUUCGAUUUGGGACGACAAGUACACCGCCAACGCCCCGAUUCCCGUGAACCAAGCUGCAGAUAGUUUCCCAGACGGAGGAAAGACAGCUUUCGUCGAGUGGAUCCGCUCCCGUGUCACCAUUACCGCGUCAGAGCACCUCUCCCACCAUGAAGGACCCAACGAAGUGUGGCGCAAGUUCAUGUCAUGCUUCCCUAUACUCGGCUCGCUCAUCUACUAUGAGCCCAUCUUCCGCAAAUUCAUUCGCAGAAUGUGCAAAGCCUUGGUCGACGACGGUGUAUAUUAUGUUGAUCUGCGCUCAGCGUUCUAUACGCCCUAUCGCAGCACCAAGAAGGAGAACUGGGACGAAGACUGGUUCAACAUGCUGGAGCACCUGGCUGAUGAGAUUGAAAAGUUCAAAGCCAGCGAAGAGGGCAAAGACUUCUGGGGAGCGAGGAUGAUAUGGACUACGAUUAGACAAUUUGGGAAGAAGCAGGUUAUCGAGAGCAUGAAACAAUGCAUAGAGAUGAAACUCGAAUUUCCUGAGAUAAUCGCUGGUUACGACCUGGUAGGUCAGGAAGAUCUCGGCCGCCCGCUAUCCGAUCUUGCCCCUGAGCUGUUCUGGUUCCGAAAGGCCUGCGCUCAAGAAGGCGUCGACAUACCCUUCUUCUUCCAUGCCGGUGAAACACUGGGCGACGGUGAUUCCACUGAUGAAAAUCUCUUCGACGCCAUCAUCUUGGGCACAAGACGUAUUGGACAUGGCUUCAGCCUCUACAAACACCCGCUACUCAUCGACAUGGUCAAGGAAAAGAGGAUUUUGGUUGAAAGUUGCCCGGUAUCCAAUGAAGUACUGCGACUAUGUGGAAGCAUCAUGUCCCAUCCUUUACCAGCGCUACUAGCCCGCGGCGUCCCUUGUUCGCUUUGCAACGACGAUCCUACGAUCCUCGGCCAAGGCCUAUCUGGCAUGUCGCAUGACUUUUGGCAAGCGCUUCAGGGUUGGGACAAUCUUGGCUUAGAGGGUUUGGGUUCUUUGGCAGAGAACAGUGUGCGCUGGGCGAGUCUAGACGACUAUAGUGCGAAGGAUUGGACCCAGGAUGUCAAAGAUGGCAUGUUUGGAAAGGGCGUGCGCGCACAAAGGUUGAAGGAGUGGGUAAGCAAGUGGGAGAGGUUCUGUGCGUGGAUCGUAGAAGAGUACGGCGUUGAUGAAAACGUGGAGCCCGAGGAGUAG